AUGACCGGAUCGGUGGAGGAUCCGCCUCGGAAUACUAAACUACGGACAGCUCGGAUUGAGGGGGAUAUCGUACUCGGAGCCUUGUUUCCUGUACAUUAUUCCCCACCUAAGGCUUUUGUGUUCGCUCGCGCUUGUGGAAAAAUUCGCGAAUUUUACGGAAUUCAGCGAAUUGAAACGCUCUUUUAUACUCUAGAUAAAAUAAAUGAAAAUAAUUCGAUUCUACCCAAUGUAACUUUGGGCUGUGAUAUCAGGGAUUCUUGCUGGUAUUCUUCUAUAGCUCUGGAACAAAGUAUAGAUUUCAUUAAAGACGCCAUUGCUAGUAAUACAGACCUUACUAACAACGUAACGGAUCAGAAGGGAUGUCGAGCGGAACGGUUAAAACCCAUUGCAGGAUUAGUAGGACCUGGUUCCAGCGAUUCGUCAGUUCAAAUUCAGAAUCUACUUCAGAUAUUCCAUAUUCCACAAAUAGGAUAUUCAGCUACCAGUAUGAGUUUAAGUGAUAAAGGAAGAUUUGGAUAUUUUCUACGAGUUGUUCCCCCUGACAAUUAUCAGGCCCAGGCUCUGAUUGAUCUGGUAGUGAAUUUUAACUGGACCUAUAUAUCUACAGUGCAUACAGAAGGUAAGACCAUUUGA
Lottia gigantea (owl limpet) is the source of this 633-nucleotide messenger RNA. RefSeq lists its product as hypothetical. NCBI's taxonomy places the organism in Eukaryota, Metazoa, Mollusca, Gastropoda, Lottiidae. The transcript has a single exon. The coding region runs from base 1 to 633 and encodes 210 amino acids. Gene Ontology annotation, molecular function: G protein-coupled receptor activity involved in regulation of postsynaptic membrane potential; adenylate cyclase inhibiting G protein-coupled glutamate receptor activity. The record is from RefSeq and is a predicted model, not a curated record. Gene Ontology annotation, biological process: G protein-coupled glutamate receptor signaling pathway; regulation of synaptic transmission, glutamatergic. Gene Ontology annotation, cellular component: postsynaptic density membrane.